AUGUCAAAUCAUUUUUUUUAUCGUUCUACACUUUCAACGACAGCAAUUCGUGGCUUUUUGGCUCGUUCUGAUAAAAAAUCUAAAGGAUCUCCACCACCAGGAAUGCCUGGUUCACAAAAUACUAAUAUUACCGAUACACGAUAUCAAAUAAUUAAAAGAAUUCUUUACGAAACACCUAAGCCUGAACUUCCCAAAAUGACAGAACAAGAUCUCGAAAGACAUCAAACCAUCGAUCGAGCAUGGAAAUUAUUCUUACGUAAUCAACAAGAGAAAAGGGAAAAUGAAUUAGCAGCCAAGUAUCGAAUGUUAAAUGAAGCGAAUAUUGAACUUGAAAAAUUAGGUCCUAGAUUAUUUAAUAGUGCACAAAUGGGAAAUAAAAUUAUGUUUCCUAGGCAAAUGAAAAUUCCUACAGAAACUCCUCCAUUAAAUGGAUGGAAUUAUGAUUAUAAACCUCCCUCAAAUCCUAAAGAAUCUUCAUAA
This is a messenger RNA of Cetraspora pellucida, 480 nucleotides long. The record is from the annotation of a GenBank genome assembly. Lineage: Eukaryota; Fungi; Glomeromycota; Glomeromycetes; Diversisporales; Gigasporaceae.